CUGUUUUAUUUUCCUGGAGGGGAAAGGGGGGGGGAAAACCCAAGCCAACAUGGUCUCCCCAUGUCCUCUGUUCCCCUCUUCCCUCUUCCCCCUCCUUUCAUCUCAGUAGGAAUCGGCUUUUUCUUCCCCUGCCCAGAGCUUUGUCCUCCUCAGACUCAGACAAGACUCCAGGAAGGAAGCCAGGAUGGAUUACAGCUCACUCAGCGGGGUCCCGCGCUUCCUGACCCGGCCCAAGGCAUUUAUGGUGUCUGUAGGGAAGGAUGCCACCCUGAGCUGCCAGAUCAUUGGAAACCCCAUCCCAGUGGUGAGCUGGGAAAAGGAUAAACUUCCAGUCCAGUCUGGGGGAAGGUUUAAAACCACAGAGGACGGGGAUUUGUAUCGGCUAACCAUCUAUGACCUGAACCUGGAGGACAGUGGCCAGUACAUCUGCCGGGCCAAGAACACCAUCGGGGAGGCUUUUGCUGCUGUCAGCAUCAAAGUGGGAGAGGAGACCACAGUCACAGAGUCAGCUCCUUACUUUAUCCAGAAACCUUCCAGCAUCAAAGUAACCUUGGGAGAAGACGCCAUGUUCAAAUGCAAAGUCCAGGGUAGCCCUCCCCUCUCGGUGAACUGGGAGAAGGACGGGAGAUACCUGAGGAACAAGGCAGAUGCUGGACGCUUCCAAAUUGAGUCUGCUGGGGAGUCAAACGCUCUCACCAUCCAGUGUGCCCAGCUGGGGGACAGUGGCACCUACACCUGCCGGGCAGAGAACCUCAUCGGCUCCGCCAGCGCCUCGGCCGCGCUGGUGGUGGAAACGCAUGGCUCCUCCAACCCAGGCAGCAGCAACUUCGAUGCCAGCUGUGGCAAGACGGCCUCCUUGCUGUCCCACCUGCAGAAGAGGCGGGAGGAGAUCAGGAAGAUGGACAUCUCCCACAGGACUCUUGACUCGGCUUCUGCCCAGUCGUACUCCGCGGUAGAGGGGUUGUCCAGCAUCGGCUACAGCCUGUCCCAGGACUAUGAGCGGGCAGCGGGACUGACCAAAGGGGCCCGCAACGCCACUUUCGGGGCGCUGACACGCACGUGCAGCGUGACGGAGGGGAAGCACGCCAAACUGAGCUGCUACGUGACAGGCGAGCCCAAGCCCGUGAUUGUGUGGAAGAAGGACAACGAGGUCAUCUUGGAAGGCCGGCGGCACGUCAUCUAUGAGGAUGACCAGGAGAACUUUGUGCUGAAGAUCCUCUUCUGCAAGCAGACAGACAACGGGCUGUACACCUGCACGGCCUCCAACUUGGCGGGGCAGACCUACAGCUCUGUGCUCGUCACUGUCAAAGAACCCUCCAUACCCUUCAAGGCAAAACUGAAGGAUCUUGAAGUGAGGGAGAAGGAAUCUGCCACCUUCCAGUGUGAAGUGCCUGUUGCUGGGACAGAGACAGCUUGGUUCAAGGAGGAGACCAAGCUCCAGCAGAGCAAGAAGUACAACAUCGAGGAGGAGGGCACCUACCGCCGGCUCACCGUCCAGAACGUCACCACGGACGAUGAUGCUGUUUACAUCUGUGAGAUGAAGGAAGGCAGCAGGACCAUCGCAGAGCUGUCUGUCCAAGGGAACAUCAUUAAAAAACUUCCACGGAAAACUGCCGUCUUCGUCAACGACACAGCCACCUUCUGCGUGGAGCUGGAUAACGACUGCCAGAACAUCCGGUGGCUGAAAAACAAGGAAGAAGUGAAACCCAGCGACCGAAUCUCCAUCACACACUCUGGCAAACAGCACACCAUGACCAUCCGGGAGUGUAAGAUGGAAGAUGCUGGUGAGAUUGCCUUCCUGGCCGAUGAAAGCAGGACUUCUACCCAGUUCACUGUGACCACUCCCAAAAAACCUCCCACUCAACCCCCAGCUCACCCUGUGGUGAAAAAUAAAACAGAAACCUCAGUGACACUGGCAUGGUCCCCUCCGAGGAUGGACCGGCCCAUUCCAGUUGAUGGAUAUAUCGUGGAGCGCAAGAAACUCACCGGCUUCACCUGGGUGAGGUGCCACGAGUCCCACGUCCCUGUCCCCGAGCUCACGGUGAGCAACCUGUCAGAAGAGGCUGACUACCAGUUCAGAGUGUCUGCGGUCAACGCCUAUGGACAGAGCCCCUACCUGGAAUUCCCUGGGAGCUUGCACCUUGAACCCGUCCUGGCUGUGAAAAACCCCCUGACAACAGCUGAAGUUGCACCUGGAGGGGAUGCUCACUUCACUGUUGAUCUUACCAAGACAUGUUCUGGCACUUGGUACCUGAAUGGCAAAGUCUUACAGGAAAGUGAGACCUACAUCAUUAACAGAACUCAAACCACUCACACCCUGGUCAUAAAGAAGGUCACCAAGAAAGAUGAUGGGGCAGAAGUGAAAUUUGUUGCCAGUGGUGUUGAGACCAGCACCAAGAUGAGAGUGAAAGGAGCUGCAGUGAGAUUCACCAACAAGAGCAAAGACGUAGAAAAAGUCUCCACUCGGCUGCUGGAGGAAGCCAAACUCCAGGCUGAGCUUUCAGACGCAGAGGCCACUGUGAAGUGGAUGAAAGAUGGGAAGGAGCUCAAGGCCAGUGAAAAAUACGAGCUCCAAACUGUGGGGAAGAGGCGCAUCCUGAAAAUCCGCAGCACUGCCGAGCAGGACGCUGGAGUUUAUGAGUGUGUCUGUGAAGGGGAUAAAAUGCUCUUCCAGCUCUCAGUGAAAGCACUUGCAAACUUCAUAAACAAAGAGAAAACCGGAGGAGUUAUCAAGGCCAUCGCUGGGAAACAGGCUGAGUUUGUGUCUGAGACCUCCGAGGCCAACAUCAUGGUGAAGUGGUACAAAGAUGGGAAGGAAAUCUCAGCCAGCAAGAAAUUCACCAUGGAAGACAAAGGAAAACUGCACAAGCUUGUGGCUUCGGCUGUGAUGAAAGAAGAUGAAGGAACUUACACCUGCAAAAUCGGGGAUGACACUCUUACUUUUGAUUUAAAGGUCUCAGAUGAAGCUGUUACUUUUGUCAACAAGCCCAAAACGACUCCAGAAAUAUCAGUCAGUCCUUCUGAAAGCCUGGAGCUGGUGUGUGAGGUGUCAGCUGCGGGCGGGGCCGUGGUGUGGAGGAAAGAUCAGACUGAGGUGAAGCAGGACCAGAGGACAACCAUCGUCUCGCAGGGGACACAGCGCAAGCUCAUCAUCAAGAAGGUGACACAACAAGACCAAGGCAGCUACACCUGUGAAACGAAGGAUGACAAAACAACAUUCCAAGUCAAAGUCAGAGAGGCAGAAAUUGUGUUUACAAACAAGGAGAAGGUGCAGAAAGAGGUGAAAGCUGCACUAUCAGAAAAUGCCACGCUGAGCUGCGAGGUGGCCCAGGAGAAGAUGGAGGUGAAGUGGUACAAGGAUGGGAAACUGAUCACCUCCAGCAAGAAGUUCAAGGUGGAAUCGGAGGGCAAAUCACGUCGUCUGGUGGUGGGUCAGGUGGAGAAGAAAGAUGCAGGGGAGUACACCUGUGAGGCUGCUGGCCAAAAACUCACCUUCAGGAUCGAUGUCACAGAGCCAGAAGUUGUGUUUACAAACAAGGAGAAGGUGCAGAAAGAGGUGAAGGCUGCACUAUCAGAAAAUGCCACGCUGAGCUGCGAGGUGGCCCAGGAGAAGAUGGAGGUGAAGUGGUACAAGGAUGGGAAACUGAUCACCUCCAGCAAGAAGUUCAAGGUGGAAUCGGAGGGCAAAUCACGUCGUCUGGUGGUGGGUCAGGUGGAGAAGAAAGAUGCAGGGGAGUACACCUGUGAGGCUGCUGGCCAAAAACUCACCUUCAGGAUUGUUGUUACAGAAGCAGAGGAUGCAUUUAUCAACAAGGACAAAGUGAAAAAAGAGGUGAAAGCUGCACUAUCAGAAAAUGCCAUGCUGAGCUGCGAGGUGGCCCAGGAGAAGACGGAGGUGAAGUGGUACAAGGAUGGGAAACUGAUCACCUCCAGCAAGAAGUUCAAGGUGGAAUCGGAGGGCAAAUCACGUCGUCUGGUGGUGGGUCAGGUGGAGAAGAAAGAUGCAGGGGAGUACACCUGUGAGGCUGCUGGCCAAAAACUCACCUUCAGGAUCGAUGUCACAGAGCCAGAAGUUGUGUUUACAAACAAGGAGAAGGUGCAGAAAGAGGUGAAGGCUGCACUAUCAGAAAAUGCCACGCUGAGCUGCGAGGUGGCCCAGGAGAAGAUGGAGGUGAAGUGGUACAAGGAUGGGAAACUGAUCACCUCCAGCAAGAAGUUCAAGGUGGAAUCGGAGGGCAAAUCGCGUCGUCUGGUGGUGGGUCAGGUGGAGAAGAAAGAUGCAGGGGAGUACACCUGUGAGGCUGCUGGCCAAAAACUCACCUUCAGGAUCAAUGUCACAGAGGCAGAAGAUGCCUUUGUCCACAAGGAGAAAGUGCAGAAAGAGGUGAAAGCUGCACUAUCAGAAAAUGCCACGCUGAGCUGCGAGGUGGCCCAGGAGAAGAUGGAGGUGAAGUGGUACAAGGAUGGGAAACUGAUCACCUCCAGCAAGAAGUUCAAGGUGGAAUCGGAGGGCAAAUUGCGUCGUCUGGUGGUGGGUCAGGUGGAGAAGAAAGAUGCAGGGGAGUACACCUGUGAGGCUGCUGGCCAAAAACUCACCUUCAGGAUUGAUGUCACAGAGGCAGAAGAUGCUUUCAUCAAAAAGGAGAAGGUGCAGAAAGAGGUGAAGGCUGCACUAUCAGAAAAUGCCACGCUGAGCUGCGAGGUGGCCCAGGAGAAGAUGGAGGUGAAGUGGUACAAGGAUGGGAAACUGAUCACCUCCAGCAAGAAGUUCAAGGUGGAAUCGGAGGGCAAAUUGCGUCGUCUGGUGGUGGGUCAGGUGGAGAAGAAAGAUGCAGGGGAGUACACCUGUGAGGCUGCUGGCCAAAAACUCACCUUCAGGAUCGAUGUCACAGAGCCAGAAGUUGUGUUUACAAACAAGGAGAAGGUGCAGAAAGAGGUGAAGGCUGCACUAUCAGAAAAUGCCACGCUGAGCUGCGAGGUGGCCCAGGAGAAGAUGGAGGUGAAGUGGUACAAGGAUGGGAAACUGAUCACCUCCAGCAAGAAGUUCAAGGUGGAAUCGGAGGGCAAAUCAUGUCGUCUGGUGGUGGGUCAGGUGGAGAAGAAAGAUGCAGGGGAGUACACCUGUGAGGCUGCUGGCCAAAAACUCACCUUCAGGGUCGAUGUCUCAGAGCCCAAACCUGCAUUUAUAAACCAGGAAAAGGUCCAGAAGGAGGUGAAGGCUGUCCUGACAGAAAGUGCCACCCUGGUGUGUGAGGUGGCGCAGGAUGCAACCCAAGUGAAGUGGUACAAGGAUGGAAAGCUGCUCGUUUCCUCUCGGAAAUUCAAAAUAGAGACCGUGGGCAAAUCCCGGCGCCUGGUGAUAGAGCAGCUGGAGAAGAAGGAUGCUGGGGAAUACAUCUGUGAGGCUGCAGGCCAGAAGCUGACAUUCAAAGUGGAACCAACUGAACCAGAGGCGAAAUUUGAAAAGAAAGUUGUCCAGAAAGAGCCUCUCAUUGUUCAAGAACAUGAAAGCAUCACACUGACAACCUCAGUCACGCCUGAAACCGCUGCAGUGAGGUGGUUCAAGGAUGGCACAGAAAUCAAAGCGAGCAAGAGAUGUGUGAUCAAGAGUGAGGGGGCGUCCAGGACACUGACGGUGAACGCGGCCGAGAGCACAGACUCUGCCCUGUACAGCUGCCAGACAAAGAAUGACAAGCAGGAAUUCAGAGUCCAGGUGAAAGAAAUCCCAGUGAAGUUUGCCAAGAAGCUGGAGGCCGUGACAGCAGAGAUUGGCGGCAGUGUAUCCCUGAGCUGUGAGCUGAGCCACGCCAAAGGGAAGGUGACGUGGAGCAGGAAUGGCGUGGAGAUCAAGCCCAGCAAACGCUUCCAGAUCCAUGAGGAGGGGAUCAAACGAACCCUGACAAUAACAGGGAUCCGUGCUGAGGAUGAGGGAGAAUAUUCCUGCGAGUCCAGGGAUGACAAGAGCAGCAUCACCAUCGUCCCCAAACCUCCCAGAGUGGUGAAAUUCGUCACAAGUCUCAACAGCGUGGUGUCUGAGGAAGGAAAAGAGGCUGUGUUCAAGUGCACUGUCUCUCCCAGUGAUGCUGUGGUCACCUGGCUCAGGAACGGUGCCAAGAUUGAAGCCAGCAAGAAAUACGUGAUCUCUCAGAAGGACACCAACCACAGCCUCACCAUCACUGACCUGACACUGGAAGAUGCAGCUGAAAUCACUGCCAGUGCUGAGGGCGUGGAAAGCACAGCCAAGCUCCGAGUCCGAGAGGCCUCAAUCUCAUUCAAGAAGAAGCUGGAGCCCAAAACAGUUGAAGAGAGGGAGACAGUGACCUUGGAGGUAGAGCUGACCAAGCCUGCAGAGGUGAAAUGGAUGAGGAACAGCAUCGUGCUGAAGUCCAGUGACAAAAUAGAGAUCAAAGCUGAGGGAACAAAGCACACCUUGGUGGUCAAGGACAUCUCCUUCGCAGACCGGGGCUUCUACUGCUGCGAGAGCCCCGAUGACAAGACCCAAGCCAAGAUCAAUGUGGAAAUGAGGCAGAUCAAGCUGGUGAAAGGCCUUCAGCCCCUGCAAGUGGCUGAGAAAGGGACUGUCACCUUUGAGGUGGAGGUGUCACAUGAGGACGUGGAGGGGACCUGGCAGAAGGAUGGAGUUCGGCUGAAACCUGCACCCAACAUCAGCUUUGGUGUCCUGGGCAAGAAGCACUCCCUAACUCUCUCCUUGGUGGCUCUGGAAGAUGCAGGACUCAUCUCCUUCAAAGCAGAAGGCAUUAGUUCAUCAGGGAGCCUCACUGUGACAGAAUUACCUGUGAGGAUCAGCAAACCUUUGGCAGACGUCAGUGUAACUCAGAAGCUCAAGGCUACAUUUGAGUGUGAGCUGUCCAAACCCAAUGCCAAUGUAAAGUGGUUCAAGGAUGGGAAGGAGAUCCGGCAAAGUAAAAACAUUGGGAUCAUCUCCCAAGGAAAUAAGAGAAGCCUCAUUAUUCAUAAGUGUGAAUAUGAAGACCAGGGAACCUACAUGUGUCAAGCAGCUGAAGACAAGACAUCAGCUACUCUAAAGGUUCAUGCCCGAGAUAUCAAGAUUGUAAAACCACUGGAAGAUGUGGAAGUGAACGAAUACGAGAGUGCAUCUUUUUUCUGUGAGAUCUCACACGAUGAGGUCGAAACCCAGUGGUACAAAAACGACAACAAGGUGAAGACUUCCGACAACAUCAAAAUGCGCCAGGAUGGAAAGACCUAUUCCCUGACUUACAUGCGCGUCUGCGUCGAGGAUGCGGCCGAGAUCAAAUUUGUAGCAGAAAAGGCAGAAUCUCGCGCUCAUCUAACUGUAAAAGAGCUGCCCGUAAAAAUCGUGAAGCCUUUGCGGGAUAAGAUCGCCCUUUGGAAGCACCGGGGGGUCCUGGAGUGUCAGGUGUCCCGAGCCAACGCCAAGGUCCGGUGGUUCAAAAAGGACAUGGAAAUUCACCCCGGUGACAAAUACGAAAUCGUGAGUGAGGACGUCUAUCGGAAACUCAUCAUCAACGAUGCCGACUACGAAGAUGAGGACACCUACACGUGCGAUGCCUUCGAUGACAAAACCAGUGCUAAUUUCUUCGUUGAAGAGCAAGCCAUUAAUAUUGUAAAAGAGUUGUGUGAUGAGGAUGUGACUGAGCCUGAAGAAGCCAAAUUUGAAUGUGAGACAUCCAUUCCAUCUGUGAAACCUGCCAAGUGGUUUCUGAAGGGAGCAGCCUUGCAGGCUGGCAGAAACAUCAUCAUGCAGCAGGAAGGCACCAUCCACAGGCUGACAAUAAUAAAAACAAGUGUUGAUAUGACAGGCACCAUCCAGUUCUCCAUUGGCAAAUCCAAAUCCACAGCGAACCUGCUUGUCAGAGAUUACCACAUCCAGAUCACCAGGAAACUGGAGGACAAGACCGUCCUGGAGCGACACUCGGUCAUUCUGUCCUGUGACUUCAGGCCUUCCCCAAAGCAUGUGAAGUGGUUCAAGGGCCAAGUGCUCAUUGAGCCCUCGGAGAAGUACAAAAUCAAGCGGGAGCAGCACUCAGCAGAGCUCAAGAUCAUGAAGGUGAAGCCUGAGGACGCCGGCGUAUACAAGUGCAAGGCUGGGAUUGCCGAGACCGAAGCCACGCUGAGCGUUGAAGCCCGCAAUGUAGAGGUCCUCAAGCACCUGCAGGACGUGGAGAUUGAGGAAGACAGUUCUGCUGUAUUCUCCUGCGAGCUGUCCCACGACGACGAGGACGUGGAGUGGUUCCUCAAUGGCACCCUCCUCUACACCAACAACUUCAACGACAUCAAGAACGUUGGCAAGUGCUACACACUGACCAUGAAGCAGGUGAAGCCUGAGGAUGCUGGCACGGUGACAAUGAAGUCAGACAAGGUGUCAGAGAGCGUGCGGCUGAAGGUGAUAGAGAAACCUGCUGUUUUCAUGAAAUCCUUGGAUGACGUUUUCGGUGAGGAGCGAGGAGUGAUCAAACUGGAAUGUGAAGUCUCCAAAGAGAAGGUCAAACCUGUUUGGAAAAAGGAUGGUGUGAAGAUCACUUCUAGCAAAAAGUAUGAGGAGAUACAGUCUGGGAAGACCCUGUGCCUCCUUAUCCACGACCUUGAAAAGACAGAUGCGGGGUUAUACACCUGUGACAUCGGCACUGAUGUUGCCAAAUCAAAGGUCAGCGUUCAGGAACUGAACAUAGGCAUCACCAAAAGGCUCAAAAACACUGAAAUCCAGGAGGGAGAAGAUUGCACUUUUGAGUGCAUUUUGUCCCAUGAAAGCAUUGAUGACUUCAACUGGACGCUGAACGGGAGAAAAGUGGAAAGCGGGGGGAGAUUUAAGGCCUCCAAUGCGGGUCGGAAAUACACACUGAGCAUCAAAAAUGUGAUUCCUGAUGACACUGGGGAAGUCAUCUUCACUGCCCGUGGUCUCACCUCCAAGGCUUCUCUGGUUGUGAAAGAAAAACCUGCUGAGGUCACAAAAGAGCUGGAGGAUAAAACAUCACCAGCAGGGCAGGACAUCAGCCUGAGCUGUGAAUUGUCCAAAGCUGAUGUGAACAUCAGGUGGUACAAGGAUGGCAAAGCAAUCCGGAAAAGCCAGAAGUAUGACCUGCAGCAAGAGGGAACACAGGCCAUUCUCACCAUCCGUGACUCCACAGUCAAGGACAGUGGGGAAUACACCUGUGAGACAGAGACCUCCAAAACAACAGCCAGGAUCACAGUGCAAGAAAAGCCUAAUUAUUUUGUCAAGGAACUCUCAGACCUGAAAGUCGAUGAAAGCGGAACUGCAGUUUUUGUGUGCCAGAGUGAGAGAGCUGCAUCCUCUGUGGUCUGGAGGAAAGGCAUCGCUGAGCUCAAGGCUGGCAGGAAGUUCGAGAUGACACAGAAAGGACAAGUCCUCCAGCUGACCAUAAAGAACUUGGAGAAAAGUGACAGUGACACUUACAGUUGUGACAUUGGGGAUGCCCAGUCCAGAGCCAAGCUAACUGUGCAAGGCCAGAAAGUGCUAAUAACGGAAGACCUGGAGGAUGUCACUGUGUUAGAAGGAGAAUCUGCCAUGUUCAAGUGCAGAAUCUCUCCCGUAGACUAUAGCAGAGUGCAGUGGUUUUUGGAUAAAACCCCACUCCAUACCAAUGAACUUAAUGAGAUCCAGUCCCAGCCUGGUGGAUAUCACCUGCUAACGCUGAAAAAGCUCUCACUGAAGGACUCGGGGGUCAUUACAUUUGAAGCUGGUGAUAAGAAAACAUCUGCCAGUUUGGUUGUUAAAGAAACACCGGUUCUCUUCAAGCAAGAGCUCCAAAACGAAGAAGCCAAAGAAGGAAAACAAGUCAGGCUGACCUGUGAGCUCAGCAAACCUGGUGCCCCAGUGAAGUGGAUGAAGGGGGACACUGUUCUCCAUGCCAGUGAGAAGUACGAAUUUAAGCAGCAUGGGACUGUGGCAGAGCUCAUAAUCCGAGAUGUGAAAUCUGUCGAUGCUGGGGACUACACCUGCAGCGCUGGGGAACUGAAAACCACUGCUCAGGUCAAAGUGAAUGCCAUGCCUGUGCUUUUUAAACAAGCCCUGGAGAACACGGAUGUGGAAGAAGGGAAAUCUGUCUCCUUGCGCUGUGAACUCACAAAAGCUGAUGCCACUGUGGUGUGGAAGAAGGGAGAAGCCACGCUCCAGGCAAGUGCCAAAUAUGAAAUGAAGCAGAAGGGGACAGUGGCAGAGCUGGUGAUUCAUAAUGCAGAGCCAGAAGAUGCGGGAAGAUACACCUGUGACACUGGAGACCAGCAGACCACAGCCCAAGUCAAAAUCCAUGCUGUGUCCGUGCUCUUCAAAGAAGAGCUGAAGGCCGUGGAAGCUGUGGAAGGUGGGACAGCCACCCUGCGGUGCCAGCUGGGCACAGAGGCUCCCGUGGAGUGGAGGAAGGGGCAAACUGUUCUGCGGGCGAGUAACAAGUACAAGAUGAGGCAGGAGGGCACCGUGGCUGAGCUGCUGAUCCACGACCUGGAGCCAAAGGAUGCUGGAGACUAUUCAUGUCUAGUGGGGAACCAAAAAACCACAGCAGCCUUGUCAGUGAAUGCCCUGCCGGUGCGUUUCAAGCAAGAGCUGAGGAACGAGGAGGCCACGGAGAGCGGGACAGCGACGCUGCAGUGCGAGCUGAGCCGGCCGGGUGGCUCCGUCCAGUGGAGGAAGGACGGGAAGGUGCUGGUGCCAAACGGGAAAUACAAAAUGAGACGGGAAGGGCGUUUUGUUGAGCUGGUUAUCCAAGACCUAGACCUGGCGGAUGCUGGGAGCUACACCUGCGAGUGUGGAGAGCAGGAGACCACAGCUGCUUUGAGAGUGAAUGCCUUGCCUAUCCUCUUCCAAGAUGAAUUGACGGACAAGGAAGCUACAGAGGGGGAAGCAGUCACUUUGCACUGCAAACUGAGCAAAUCAGCCCCAGUUGAGUGGAAAAAAGGGAACAUGGUGCUCAAGCCAAGUGAAAAGUACAAAAUAGAGCAGGAAGGUCCUGUUGUGGAGCUGACGAUCCAGGAUUUGGAUUUGGCAGAUGCUGGGGAUUACAGCUGUGUGUGUGGAGACCGACAGACUACGGCUGCUCUGACAGUAAAUGUCCUGCCUGCCCUUUUCACCAAGGGACUCACGGACAAAGAAGCCACCGAGGGUAAAAGUGUCUCCCUGCACUGUGAGCUGAACAAGGCUGCUGCUAAUGUGGAGUGGAAGAAGGGCUUCAAGAUCCUCAAGUCGAGUGACAAAUACAAAAUGAAGCGGGAAGGUGUCGUGGCUGAGCUCAUAAUCCAAAAUCUAGGCACGGCGGAUGCUGGGAAUUAUUCCUGUGUGUGUGGAGACCAGCAGACCACGGCAGUUUUAACAGUUCAUGCUUUGCCUGCAUUUUUCAAGGAAGGGUUGAAGAACAGGGAAGCCACAGACGGUGCAACGGCCGCUCUGCGCUGCGAGCUGAGCAAGGUCGGUGUCCCGGUGGAGUGGAAAAAAGGGGACAAGGCACUCAAACCAAGUGAAAAGUACAGGAUGAGACAGGAAGAUACGGCUGCAGAGCUGCUGAUCCGAGAUCUGGAGAUGGAAGAUACAGGAGAAUACACCUGCGUGUGUGGAGAUCAGAAGACCUCGGCUGUCUUGACAGUCCAUGCUCUGCCUGCUCUGUUCAAAAGAGAUCUUGUCAAUGUGGAAGGCACAGAAAACAGGACGGCUGUUCUGCAGUGUGAGCUGAGCAAACCCGCCCCGGUGGAGUGGAGGAGGGGGCAGGAGGUGCUCAGACCUAGUGAGAAGUACAAAAUGAGGCUGAAGGACACCACUGCUGAGCUGACAAUCCACAGCCUGGAGGAAGGAGACGCAGGAGAUUACACCUGUGUGUGUGGAGACAAGACAACCACAGCUUCCCUGACAGUGCAUGCCCUCCCUCCGCACUUUAAGAAAGAGCUGAAGAAUGUGGAAGGCACAGAAAAUGGCACGGCCACUUUCUGCUGUGAGCUGAGCAAAGCUGGAGCUGCAGUGGCAUGGAGGAAAGGAGACAGAGCCCUGGGCACAAGCGACAAGUUCACCAUGAGAUGCCAGGGCACGAUGGCUGAGCUGCUGAUCCAUGAUUUAGUCCUGGCAGAUGCCGGAGAUUACACGUGCUCUUGUGGAGAGCAGGAAACCACGGCUGAGCUCAAAGUGAAUGCCUUGCCUGUGCACUUCCAGAAGGAGAUGACGGAUGAAGAAGCCACAGAAGGUGGAACAGCCACUCUCCAGUGUGAGCUGUCCAGGGCCGCCUCCGUGGAGUGGAGAAAGAAACACAAAGUGCUCAAACCGAGUGAAAAAUACACAAUGAGGCAGGAGGGAACCACAGCACAGCUGCUGGUCCAUGCUGUGGAGGUCAGGGAUGCUGGGGAAUACACCUGUGUGUGUGGAGAGGAGAAGACAACGGCAGCACUGACAGUGCACGCCCUUCCUGCUCUGUUCAAAGAAGAGUUAAGAGAUGAAGAGGCCAAGGAGGGUGAAGCAGUCACCCUGCACUGUGAGCUGACCAAACCCGCCCCAGUGGAGUGGAGAAAGGGACACACAGCCCUCAGACCUAGUGAGAAAUACAAAAUGAAGCAGAAGGAUGUCACUGCAGAGCUGGUGAUCCACAAUCUGACUGAGAGCGAUGCUGGCGAUUACACCUGCGUGUGUGGGGAGGAGCAGUCCACGGCUUCCUUGGCAGUACAUGUGCUGCCUGCAGGCAUCCAGGAGAGCCUGAAGGAUGAGGAGGUGACUGAGGGUCAAGUGGCCACUCUGAGGUGUGAACUGACCAAGGCUGUCCCCGUGGAGUGGAGGAAGGGCAGCACUUUGCUCAAAGCCAGUGAGAAGUACAAAAUGAGGCAGGAGAAAACGGUCAUGAAGCUGCUUAUCCAGGAUGUGGAAUUGAAAGAUGCUGGAAAGUACACAUGUGUGUGUGGAGAGCAGGAGACAACAGCAGCCUUGAUAGUGCAUGCCCUGCCAGCCCUUUUCAAAGAAGACCUGAAGGACCUGCAAGCCAUGGAAAGCCAAACAGCCACUCUGCGCUGUGAGCUGAGCAAGGCUGCAGCUGUGGCCUGGAAGAAAGGGAACAAAACACUCAGGGCAAGUGAAAAAUACAUCAUGAGGCAGGAGAGUGCCCUGGCUGAGCUGGAAAUCCGUGACCUAGAGCUGCAGGAUGCAGGAGAUUACACCUGUGUGUGUGGGGACCAGCACAGCACAGCCUCUCUGACAGUGAAUGCCCUGCCAGUGCUUUUCAAGGAAAAGCUGAAGAAUGAAGAAGCCCAAGAAGGAGCAUCAGUCACUCUGAGUUGUGAAUUAACCAAAGGAGCUCCAGUGCAGUGGAAAAUAGGGCCCAAAGUGCUCAAAGCAAGUGACAAAUAUCAAAUGAGACAGUCUGGCACCACUGCAGAGCUCGUCAUCCAUGACCUAGAAGUAAAAGAUGCUGGAGAUUACACCUGUGUGUGUGGUGACCAGAAGACAACAGCAACCUUAAGAGUUCAUGCUCUGCCACCACUCUUUAAGGAAGAGCUGAAGGACAAGGAAGCAGAAGAAGGUGGAGAAGUCUCCCUGCACUGUGAGCUCUCCAAGGCCGCUCCGGUGGAGUGGCGGAAGGACCAGAGGAUCCUCAAACCGAGUGGGAAAUACAAAAUGAGGCAGGAAGGGCCCAAAGCAGAGCUGGUGAUCCAUGAAAUAGCAGAGGAGGAUGCAGGAGACUACACCUGUGUGUGCGGAGAGCACCAGACUACAGCUGUCUUGACAGUACAGACUGUGCCUCCGCUUUUCCAAGAAGAAAUGACCAGCCAGGAAGGGGUAGAAGGUGGAACGGCCACUUUGCACUGUGGGCUGAGCAAGGCCCCUGCCCGUGUCCAGUGGAAGAAAGGCCAGCACAUCCUCACCUCGGGCACCAAGUACAGCAUGAGGCAGGAGGGACGUGUGGUGGAGCUGGUGGUCCAUGACCUAGACCUGAGUGACAGUGGGGAGUAUUCCUGUGUGUGUGGAGACAGGAGCAGCACGGCUGCCUUAACAGUGCAUGCGCUGCCUCCAGAAUUCAAGAGAGAACUGGAGGACCUGGAAGCUGUGGAAAAUGGUGCUGCUGUUCUGCAGUGUGAGCUGACAAAACCUGCUGAGGUGGAGUGGAAGAAAGGGCAGGAGGUGCUCAAAGAGAGCAGCAAAUAUGAAAUGAGUCAGGACGGUGCUGUUGCAAAGCUGAUUAUCCAUGAGCUGGAGGAGGAGGAUGCUGGACUUUACAUCUGUAUGUGUGGAGAUCAACAGACAACUGCCACGCUGACAGUCACUGCCCUGCCAGCCCUUUUUAAACAAGAGCUUCAGAACACUGAGGCAGAAGAAGGUGGCACAGCAACACUGAGGUGUGAGCUCACCAAACCCAAGGCUCCAGUGGAGUGGAGGAAAGGAGAUGUCACUCUCUACCCUGGUCUGAAAUAUGAGAUGAAGCAGCAGGGCUGUGCUGCUGAAUUGGUCGUUUAUGACCUGGAACUGGACGAUUCAGGAAUUUACACCUGCGACUCCGGACACCAGCGGACAACGGCUGUGGUGGCUGUGCAUGCACUGCCUGUCACAUUUAAGCAGCUCCUACAGAAUCAGGAAUCUGAGGAAGGAAGCACAGCCACGUUCUGCUGUGAGCUGUCGAAACCCAGUGCUGCAGUGGAAUGGAGGAAAGGAGGAGUGGGGCUGCAGCCCAGCCAGAAAUAUGAAAUGAGGCAGAGGGGAGGCCUGGUAGAGCUCUUGAUACACAAUCUCAAGUUAGAAGACACAGGAGAAUACAGCUGUGACGUGGGGGAUCAGGAAACCAGGGCAGCUCUGAGCGUGACAGCUCUGCCAGUUCUUUUCCAAAAGCAGCUCAAAGAUGAGGAGGCAGAAGAAGGAGCUGUGGUGAAGUUCCGGUGUGAGCUGACAAAGGAUAACGCGGCGGUGGAGUGGAGGAAAGGCACCAUGGAGCUCUUCCCGUGUGCCAAAUAUGAAAUUAAAUUAAGUGGGCGCACGGCUGAGCUUGUGAUUCAUAAUGUAGAGCCAGAGGAUGCCUCUGAUUACACUUGUGACACGGGAGACCAGCAGAGCACCGCAGUCCUCAGAGUGAAUGCCAUCAAACCCCAGCUGAAGCAGCAGCUGAGGAACGAGGAAGUGGAGGUGGGAGGAACAGCCAGGCUGCGCUGCGAGAUUUCCAUCAGCAAAGCAGAAGUGGAGUGGAGGAAGGAUGGAGUCCUCCUGCACUCCAGCUCCAAGUACGAAAUGUGGCAGGAUGGGACCCUCCGGGAGCUCCGUGUUCACCACCUGGAGCCUGGGGAUGCUGGAGAAUAUUCCUGCAAGGCUGGAGACCAGACGAGCUCUGCCAAACUCACCGUGAAAGAGCCUGACGUGACCAUCGUGAGUGGCCUCAAGGACAUGGUGGUGUCCGAAGGGGACGAUGUCACCUUUCGGUGCCAGGUUUCCCACGAGAACGCGAGGGACGUGGAAUGGAAGCUGCAGGAUGUCGCUCUGCAGAACAAUGAAAUGAACGAGAUCUCGGUGGAGAAAGGGAAGAUCCACACCCUGACCCUAAGGAAGGUGACUGAGCAGGACAUAGGCACCAUCACUUUCCGAGUAGGAGCCCACACGUCAACAGCAGAGCUCACAGUGAAAGCUCCUCCAGUCACCUUCACACAACCACUCCAGAACCAACAAGCUGAGGAAGGUGGCACUGUCACUUUGAGCUGUGAGGUCUCCAAAUCCAACACCACUGUGCAGUGGAAGAAGGCGGGGACAGUGCUGCGACCCAGUGACAAAUACAAGAUGAGGCAGGCGGGGCCCGUGGCUGAGCUGACGAUUCACAACCUGAGCGAAGCUGAUGCUGGGGAGUACACCUGUGACACAGGGGACCAGCAAACCACGGCAGCAGUGAGCCUGAAAGAACCAGCAGCCACCAUUGUGGAGAGGCUGAAGGACAUCGCCACGUACGAAGGAGAAGACGCGGUGUUCGAGUGCAGGCUGUCCCGGGAAACAGCUCGGGAUGCCCAGUGGUUCCUGGGGGAUGUUCCCUUGCAAUCCAACGAAAUGAACGAGAUCAGGGUCCAAGGGACACGUCACAGCUUGAUCCUGAGGAAGGUGACCCUGGAAGACUGUGGGUCCAUCACUUUCAAAGUGGGGCAGCAUUCGUCAGCAGCACAGCUGAAGGUGGAAGCUGCCCCAGUCACCUUCGUGAAGGAGCUGCACAGCCUGGAGCUGCAGGAGGGUGGCACUGCCCACCUGUCCUGCGAGGUGUCCAAGCCUGAUGUCCCAGUGGAGUGGAAGAAGGGCACGUCCGUGAUCCACUCCAGCCACAAGUGCAGCAUCCAGCACGAGGGGAAGGUGCACACGCUGGUCAUUCGCGACCUGAACCGCGCCGAUGCCGGGGAGUACAGCUGCCACACGGCUGCUGGCAAGACCACGGCCAGACUCGAGGUUAAAGGCCUGCCUGUGCUGUUCAAACAGUGGCUGAAGAACGAGGAGGUGGAGGAAGGGCGCACGGCGGUGCUGCACUGCGAGCUCACGCAGCCCCACGCACGCGUGGAGUGGAGGAAAGGGGACACGGUGCUGCAGCCCGGCGACAAGUACGAGAUCCGCCAGGAGGGGACACAAGUGGAGCUGCUCAUCUACGAGGCUGAGGCUCAGGAUGCUGGAGAAUACACCUGUGACUCGGGGGAUCAGCAAACCACGGCGUCGCUGCAGGUCAAAGUACUGCCAGUGCUGUUUAACAAAGAGCUGAAAAACGUAGAGACUGAAGAAGGGGGAACGGCUGUUUUGCACUGUGAGAUCUCCAAGCCGGACGCUCCCGUUGAGUGGAGGAAAGGAGGGGAGGUCAUUCAGCCCAGUGACAAGUACGAGGUGAAGCUGAAGGGCAGCGUAGCUGAGCUGAUCAUCCAUGGUGUAGAACCUGAUGACUGUGGGGAUUAUACCUGCAGCACUGGAUACGAGAUCACCACAGGGUCUGUGUAUGUGCAAGAAGAAGCAGCAGUGAUAGUGUCUGGUUUAAGGAGCACAGAUGUCUUUGUGGGCGAGUCAGCCACGUUCACCUGCGAGCUCUCGCACCCGGGCGUGAAGAACGUGCAGUGGUGGCUCGAUGGGACCCCCCUUCACAACAACCUGGUGACUGAAAUCUCUGAGCAGGACGGCAGGAUCCACACUUUAACCCUAAAUGAUGUGGCGUGUCACGACUCGGGCACUGUCACCUUCAGAGCUGGGUCCCUUAUAUCUUCAGCUAAAUUAUUAGUCAAAGAUCCCACCAUUGAAGUGGUCAGUCCCAUGCAGGACAUAACUGUUGAUGAAGAUGGCCCGGCAGAGUUCAUAUGCCAAUAUUCUAGGCCAGUGCACGCCAUCUGGAAGAAAAAUGAUCAGGAAAUACAUGCAGAUGGGCAGCGAGUGAUUAUCGAUCAGGACUGGAAUGUGAGCAUGCUAAAAAUUAACCCCACGGUCCCAGAAGACACUGGAAUCUAUUCUUGUGAAGCUGAAGGCACUAAAGUGAUGGCUACACUUGAUGUUCAAGCCAAGAACAGCAUUGUCCAGGGCUUGGAGAACGUGGAGGCUGUGGAAGGAGGGGAAGCCCUGUUCGAGUGUUAUCUCUCCAAGCCUGAGACCUAUAAUUACAACUGGCUGAUUGAUGAUGAGCCUGCCAAAACUACAGAAAACACUGAGAUGGUUUACUUUGAAAAUGGACUCAGGCAUAUCCUGCUGCUGAAGAAUUUAACUCCCCAGGACAGCUGCAGGGUGACUUUCAUGUGCAGCGAUGCAGUGACCUCAGCCUUCCUCACAGUGAAAGGGUGGCGCCUGCAGUUCUUGCAGCCCCUCACGGAUGUAGAAGUGUCUCUGGGGGAAAAAGCAACAUUUAGCUGUGUCCUGAGUGAAGCUGUGCCAAUUAAUGAAGUGGCCUGGUACAGUAAUGACAUAGAGAUCCAGUCGGGUGAGGACUGGGAGGUACAAGCAGAUGGAAACAAAUACAAACUUAUUCUGAAAAAAGCCCAACUGCAUCAUUCUGGAGAUGUGACCUUUGCUUCCAGGGAAGCCAUUUCAUCAGCCAAGCUUUCUGUGAUAGCCCUCCCUGAGCCGCCUGAAGAACCAGAAGUUCUAAGUCAGAGCAGCCACUCUGUCACUCUGUCUUGGCACAAGCCGCUGGGCGACGGUGGCCAGGACAUCCUAGGCUACAACGUGGAGAGGAAAAUCCCGGGCGUUGGCUGGCAGUCCUGCAGCGAGGGCCUUAUCCAAAACACGGAGUUCACGGUGGACGGCCUGGCCCCAGAGGAACCCUACAGAUUCCGAGUCUCGGCCAUAAAUAAAGCUGGGGCCAGCGAGGCGGUGCACUUCCCCCAGAUGGUGCAGUUAGAGCCUCCAGUUACAGUCACCCAACCUUUGGUGGGAGGAUCAGUCUCAGAAGGAGGAACGGCUCGCCUGGAGUGCACCUUAUCAAGUGAAACCAAGGACAAAGUGACUUGGUUUAAGGGAAAAGAACAAAUAAAAGCUGGAGGGAGAUAUGAGAUCCGCUCUGAUGGAACGAAGCAGAUACUCAUCAUCCAUGGAUUCAAACCUGAGGAUCAGGACAGCUACACCUGCAUGGCUUCUCCAGAAGUCAAAUCUGUUGCCAGCCUGUGUCUUGAAGUUCCUACAGUGUCGAUGCUGAAGGAGAUUGCCAGGGAAGUUCCCCCUGCCAGCCAGCCUGAAGAACUGGUGGACGGGCACGUCCAGCCCAGCCUACCCCCUGAGGCUGCUCAGGAGGGAGAUCUUCACCUCCUGUGGGAAGCCCUUGCCAAGAAACGCCGGAUGAGCCGGGAGCCCACCUUGGAUUCCAUCAGCGAGGUCCCUGAGGAAGAUGAGAAGCUUCAGAAGCUGAGGAAGGAGGAAGCAGAGAUGUCUCACUACUACUCGGAGGAGUACUCCACGUGUGAUGAGCUGGCCAGGACAGGAGAGGCAGACCUCUCUUUCACAAGCUCCGAUGAUGAGUCUAGAGCUGGGACUCCAUCCCUGGUAAACUACCUCAAGAAAGCUGAGAAGAAGAGCAUCAGUGUUACCAGCAAGGUUCAGUCCACCUCCACAGGAAAAUUAUGGAAACAGUGGGAGACAUCCACUGUGGAGACCACUGUGGCCACCACAGCUGAUCAGCCAGCUGAACCAGAGCUGCCAGAUUUAAAUGAUCCCUCCAUGAACAAGGCGGCUGUGAAGAUCCAAGCUGCUUUCAAAGGCUACAAAGUCAGGAAAGAGAUCAAGCAACAAGAGAGUCCAGUGUUUACCGAGACCUUCAAAGACUUCUCUGGAGAGCCUGGGAGCACCCUGCACCUGGAGUGUGUGGCCCACAGCAAAACCGACAUGAACAUCCGGUGGCUGAAAGAUGGGAAGGAGCUCUCGGAUGGUCGUUACUACCACAUAGACAACUACAGUGACGGCACCUGCUCCUUGAUUAUCGCUGGCCUGGACAGGAAGGAUGCCGGUAAAUACACCUGUGAGGCAUCCAAUAAGUUUGGCAAGGUCUCACACAGUGCUAAGGUGGUGGUUGGCACUCAGGAAGCUCAGGUUCUUCCUAAGGAGAAGCAGAGUAAGCAGAGCACUGACAGUGAGACAGAGAGCUCGUCUGGCAGCGAGCUGGAUGAUGCUUUCCGAAAAGCAGGAAGGAGACUCCACAGACUCUUCAGGGCCAAGAUCUCCACGGAGAUCUCUGAUGUGGAGGAAGAGCUCUUUGUCAGUGCAGAUGAAGGGGACAUAGAUGUGGUUGACCACCAGACCUACCGUGAAGAUGAUCAGUACAUCUACAUUAAGUUUGAAAUCAUGUCUGAGGCCAAAGCAGCUGCCACACGGUUCAGAGAGAUGUUUGGUGCUCUGGGAAUUCCUGUGGAGAUCGACAUCUUGGAACAAGGCCUGAAAAAAAUUGAAUUGCGGAUUGGGAAGGCGUCACCUCCCACCCUUGGGAAGUUUGCACCUCCAGUAGCGAGGCCUCCACCCCCUUUGCUGACUUCUGAUACAGCCCCCAUGUUCAUGACCGAGCUCCAAAACCAAGAGGUCCAGGAUGGGUACCCCGUGAGCUUUGACUGCAUCGUCAUUGGCAAACCCCUGCCCACGGUGCGCUGGUUCAAGGACGGCAAAGCUAUUGAAGAAAAUGACCACUACAUGAUCAAUGAGGACCAGGAAGGCUGUCACCAGCUGAUCAUCACCGCCGUGGUCCCUACGGACAUGGGCGUCUACCGGUGCCUCGCUGAGAACAACAUGGGGGUGGCUUCAACCAAGGCUGAGCUUCGCGUGGACUUGACCAGCACAGACUACGAGACAGCAGCAGAUGCAACAGAGACAUCAUCUUACUACAGUGCCAAGGAAUAUAUUUCAAGCCGAGAACAGGAGGAAUCCACCACCGAGGAGGAGCAGUUGCCCCAAAUCUUUGAUGAGCUUCAUGAUAUUCAUGUGGCACCUGGAGCAUCACUGGCUAAAUUUCACUUGAAGGUGAAAGGGUACCCUCAGCCUCGUCUCUAUUGGUUCAAAAAUGGGCAGCCCCUAAAGGCCUCGGAUCGUAUCCUGAAAACUGACAGGCAGGAAUUCCACUCCCUGGAAAUCCGCGACGUCACCAAAGCAGACGCUGGCCAGUACCUGAUAUUUGUCAUCAACUCUGCUGGUUCUGCGUAUUCCUCAGCCAGGCUGGUAGUCAAAGAUCCUUAUGAGAAAGAAGAACUAUCCAAAACAGAUUCCCAUGAGCAGCUGAUACCACCAAGAUUCCUUGAAAGAUUUACAAAUAAAAAGGUGAAAAAGGGUGCAAGCAUCACAUUAUCUGUGAAAGUUGAAGGACAUCCGUCGCCAACGAUCACUUGGAUGAAAGAAGAGUCUCGGGAAGACAUCCUAUGGAUCAAACCAGACACUCCUGGGUAUAAACUUGCCAGUUCCAACAUGCACCACAGCCUGAUCCUGUUGGAUGUCAAGAAGAAGUACAGUGGAGCUUACACGUGCAUCGCCACCAACAAGGCCGGCCAGUCCAUCUGCACCGCCAACCUGGAAGUGGCUGAUGUGAAAGAGGCUGAAGUCCUGACCCAGGAGCGUGUGAUGGUGUCAGAAGCCAUCAUGACCACACUGGGAACUAUUCAGUCCUCUGAAGGAGACCUUGAAGCUGGCCGAGAAGGUGUGCCCAAAAGCCCUAUUUCUUUAUCUGAUGUUGGCUCAGAAGAGUUCUUCCAGAAACUCACCUCACGUAUCUCAGAAAUGGUAUCUGCAAAAAUAACACAGGCUAAACUUCGAGUACCAGGUGCAGAAAGUGAUGAUGAGUCAAGAACUCCCUCUGCCUCUCCUCGCCACGGACGAUCCAGACCUUCAUCCAUUGCUCAGGAAUCCUCCUCUGAAUCUGAAGAUGGGGAUUCCAGAGGGGAGAUCUUUGAUGUCUACAUGGUCACUGCUGACUACGUGCCUGCGGCACCGGACAGGGAGACCAUCACCCUGAAGGAAGGACAAUAUGUGGAAGUCCUGGAUUCAGCUCAUCCUCUGAAAUGGCUGGUCAGGACUAAACCCACGAAAUCGAGUCCCUCUCGACAGGGUUGGGUGUCUCCAGCUUAUCUGGACAAGAAAUUAAAGUUGUCACCAGAGUGGGGAACAACAGAAAUUCCAGAGUUUCCUGGAGAGUUUGUUUCUGAAGAUGAAUACAAGAGGAAGCUAAGUGUCCUCAUUCAGGAGCUGUUGAUCUCAGAGGAGGAUUACAUUCAGGAUUUACAGUUCCUCCAGACUCAUCACCUUAGGUACACUGAGACCUGUCCCAGUGUCCCAGGAGCUGUUGCCAGUCAGAAAUCCACCAUUUUCAGGAAUAUUGAUGACAUUGGUCGCUUCCAUUCCAGUGUCUUCCUCCGGAGCUUGCAGAGCUGUGACACUGAUGAUGACGUGGCCAUGUGCUUCAUCAAGCACGAAGCAGAGUUUAACAAGUACAUCCAGUACCUGGUGGGAAGGGUCCAGGCUGAGUCGAUUGUGGUCAGCAAAGCUGUCCAGGAUUUCUACAAGAGAUACACAGACGAAUUUGUAACUAAUGAAGAUCCCUCGCAGCCACUUAUCCCACCGCUGCAGCACUACCUGGAAAAACCCAUAAACAGGAUCCAGCAGUACCAGACAAUAAUCAAGGAAUUAAUCCGAAACAAAGCCAGAAACAGCCAAAACUGCACUUUGCUGGAGCAGGCCUAUGCCAUUGUGUCUGCCCUCACCCGAAGAGCAGAGAACAACCUCCACGUCUCACUCAUUGAGAAUUAUCCAGGGACCUUGGAAAGCCUUGGGGAACCCAUCCGGCAGGGCCACUUCAUUGUGUGGGAAGGAGCUCCAGGAGCUCGAAUGGCAUGGAAAGGACACAAAAGACACGUUUUCCUCUUCAAAAAUUAUAUUGUGAUCUGCAAACCAAAGCGAGACACAAAGACAGACACCUACAGCUACAUCUUCAAGAACAUCAUGAAGCUGAACAACAUAGACGUGAACGACCUGGUGGAAGGGGAUGACCGGGCCUUUGAGAUCUGGCACGAGCGGGAGGACCUGGUGCGCAAGUACCUCCUGCAGGCGCGAACCGUGAACAUCAAGAACUCCUGGGUGAAGGAGAUCCUGGGCAUCCAGCAGCGGAUCAGCGAGCCCAUCUGGAUCCCUCCAGACUUUGAGGAAGAACUGGCAGACUGCACAGCUGAGCUGGGAGAGACGGUCAAGCUGGCCUGCAAGGUGACAGGAGCUCCCAAGCCAUCCAUCAGCUGGUACAAAGAUGGAAAGCCCGUGGAGGUGGAUCCCCAUCACAUUAUAAUAGAAGAUCCUGAUGGUUCCUGCACAUUGAUCUUGGACAACCUGACAGGGGUUGACACAGGACAGUACAUGUGCUUUGCUUCCAGUCCUGCUGGGAAUGCCAGCACCUUGGGAAAGAUCCUUGUUCAAGUGCCCCCACGGUUUGUGAACAAGGUCAGAAACGCUUAUCUUGUCGAGGGUGAAGAUGUCCAAUUCACCUGCACUGUGGAAGGAGCACCCAGGCCUCAAAUCAGAUGGUACAAAGAUGGGGUGCUGCUGAAGGACACCAGUAAAUACCAGACUUUCAGUGAACCACGCAGUGGCAUCGUAGUGCUGGUGGUCAAGAACCCUUCCAAUGAAGACAUGGGGCACUAUGAAUGUGAGCUGAUGAACAGGUUAGGGUCUGCCAAAAGUGGAGCAGAGCUUUACCACCACAGCGCCGCAGCCCUGACCCAGGAGAGGAGAGGAGACCAAGCCAUCAGCAUCGAAGGAAUGACUUCCCCCCAGUCAGACACGGAGACUACUGUGCAGGCCUCGCUCCAGCGUGCUGAUAAGGAGAUCAAGACAGCUCUGAAAAAACUCAUGGACUCGGCAUCACUGCUGGUGACUCUUCCCCCAGGCAUGCGAGCAGAUGGUGGCCUUGGCCUUGGCCCUCCUGGGUCUGUUCCUUCAGAGUACUCAGGGACAGCAGCCGGGCCCUCUGUGAUAGUUCAUGAAGCCAGUACCCAAACCCAGACUGCUGGAGGCCAUGCACAAAGGCAGGUUCCAGCUGAAGAACCAGGGGUGCCGAAGCCCAGCCCUGCUCCUUCCCGGGAAGAGGCAGAUGCUGGAGGUGAAAGCGCUCAGGAACGCACUGUUCCCACUGACAGAACGUCACCAGAUGCAGGGGCAGGAGGCUGGAACAGGAGAGAAGGAGAUGUGGUCUGGGAUGUGCGCAGUGAAGUUUAUAUCGAGACCACGGAAAGAACUCGUGUGUAUAAGACUGAGGAGAAGACUCCAACAAGUCCUCCCUACAUGCAAGUGACAAUAGAGGAUGUGCAGGUGAACUCUGGGGAACGUGCCAAAUUCCAGGCAGUCAUUGAAGGAACCCCUCAGCCCACAGUUUUAUGGUUUAAGGGCACUUCACUGCUGACAGACAGCGACAGGGUCCAUCAGGGGAAGGAAGGAACAACGUAUUUCUUAGUCGUGGACAAUGCUGCCUUGGACGAUGGUGGUGUUUAUACCUGCGUUGCCAAAAAUGCAGGAGGGGAGGUUUUGUGCAAAGCAGAGCUCGUCGUACGUGAAGCUAAGAAAGACCAAGAAGGAAAGAAAGUGGCCACCAGGAGAAAGCUCCACUCCCAUUAUGAGGUGAAGCAGGAGAUUGGAAGGGGCUGCUUCAGCUUCGUGAAACGGGUGGUGCACAAAGGGAACAGGGUGUCCUGUGCUGCCAAAUUCAUUCCUCUGCGGAGCAAAACCAAGGCUCGAGCGCAUCAAGAGAGGGAUAUUCUUGCCUCUCUGUCCCACGACAGAAUUACCAGGCUCCUGGAUGAGUUUGAAACACGAAAAACACUGAUUUUGGUUCUGGAGUUAUGCUCCAAUGAAGAGCUCCUGGACCGUUUAUUCAAGAAGAGUGUGGUCACUGAAGCUGAGGUCAAACUGUAUAUCAAGCAAAUUUUGGAAGGAAUCAAAUAUCUUCAUGACAACAACAUCCUUCAUUUGGACAUCAAGCCACUGAAUAUCCUCAUGGUUUAUCCUGAGAGGGAAGACCUGAAGAUCUGUGACUUCGGAUUUGCCCAGAGGAUCACACCCGUGGAGCCUCAGUACAGCAAAUAUGGCUCUCCAGAGUUUGUUGCCCCAGAAAUUGUUUCCCAGUCACCAGUGUCAAAAGCAACUGAUAUCUGGGCUGUUGGAGUCAUCGCAUAUUUAAGCCUCACGUGCAAGUCUCCGUUUGCUGGGGAGAACGACAGGAAAACUCUCCUAAAUAUCCAGAACGGGGAAAUUUCAUGGACCAUUCCUGAUGUUGUUCACUUGAGUGAAGAUGCAAAGGACUUCAUGAAAGGGAUCCUGCAGCAGCACCCCAAAGCCAGGCCGAGUGCUUUGGACUGUCUUUCCCACAAGUGGUUCAUGCAUAAUGUCCCUCUUGAAGCAGCUCAUUUCAUUAAUACCAAGCAGCUCAAAUUCAUUGUGGCUCGGAGCAAAUGGCAGCGCUCCCUGAUGUGCUACAAAUCCAUCCUGGUGAUGAGGUCCAUCCCAGAAAUCCUCGAAAGGACCCACGACAAUGCCUCCCUGGCCAUCUCCCGACACCUCAUUGAGGAAAGCACUUCAUCCAGCACCAGUGGCUCCUCUUCGGACAAUGAGAACUCAAAUUUCCCCCAAAAGAGGCACUUUGGCUCCACCCCUGAACUACACUCGCCCAUAUUUGAUGCCCCAAGUCAUCCCGAGCCUCUGAAACGUGCAAGUGAACGGGAGCACUCCAAAGCCUCCAUCCCUCCAGUAAAACCCAUGAGGAGGAAAUAUGCUUCCACGAAGGCUGAGGUGGGGGACAAAUCACCCCCAGAAAGCAAAGAGCUCAUGGCGAGUAUUUUACAGGAGAAAGAGGAGAGGCUCCAGCCCAGCCUUCAAGUAGAGCUGUCCCAAAGAAGUGGUGCUGCUGAGCCUUCAUCCCUGAGAGAUUCCACGGAAAGCACAUUGCUUCCGCAUCAGAAAGAAAAACCAGACACAUCUUUAUCUGAAAAGGACAGAGUUGAAGAGGCAGGGCAUGGGGCAGAAAAGCCAUCUGCCUGUGUUCCCAGGCAGAGUGUCAUUAAAAGCACCUUCUACAGCCAAGCAACUGAGCUGCCUUCAAGGCCACCUUCCUCACCAGGCAGGGAGUUCAGAAGGCACCUGGACAGAGCCAGAAGGACUUUGAGGAAGGCUGGGUAUUCAAAGGUGCCCCUCAGUGGUCUCCGUGAACCCCUCCUUGAGCAGUUUGAACUGGAAGAAGAAGAAGAAGAAGGAGGAGGAGAUGAUCGCAGGGAAAGCCUGCUGGGAUCCUUGACCAAAUCCGCGUCGUUUGACACUGCCAGGAAGCCACCACACCCUGCCAUUGCUGGUGCCAGCCGCAGCCAUUCCCUGGAUGACUACAGGCUGAGAGCCUCCAGAUCCUUGAGGCAGCAAGAUAUUUUGGAGGAGGACUGUGAUGUAUUGUCCCAGGAGAGCUGCCCUGAAGGCAGUGAUCACUGCGACACUUCCACAGGGCCUGGCAAGGGAUGUUCUGCAGAUGCAACAGAGCAAGGGGACAUCAGGAGAGCCAGCAAGGACUGCUCAGGAGAGAAGCCCUCUCCCUCCACACAUUGUGAGGGGAAUGGGUGCCCACCUGCUUUUAUACAACAAGUAGAGGGACUUCCAGUGUCACCUCACAGGAGUGAGAAUAGGAAACGUUUACUGAGGAAGUCAAAAGCCACUGAGAUUGAGGAGGACAUUGAAUGUUUGGAAAGCAAAAGCCCCAUUCCGACUGCCCAGUGCUCAGGUGUAACAGCAUCAUCAGCUCCAAAACAUGAGAGCAUGGAGGGCAAAUCUGCCUCUGCCCGUGCCUCUGACUCUGCUUUUCAGGAGGGCAAAGAGUCCAUUUCAACCCUCACACAGUCGGAGAUCACCUCCAAGUCAUCUCCUCCGAGUAAGGGAGGGGUGUGUCUGUCCCAGGAGUCUGCUCCCACCGGCACCCACCCAGAUCUAACAGGUGGAAGCUUGCUUAUCAAAAGGGCAGCCCCAGCCCCACCUUGGAAAGACAAAAGGCAGAAACAUUCAGAUGAAAAGACUUCUGCUCCUUGUGUUGCUGAAUCUGAACCCAUGGAGCAUGAAAGCUCCGCUGUUCCUACAGAACAAACAGAAACCGAUUCACUUCCAGUAUUUAAAGACAGAAGUCAAGAAAUUCCUGGGAAAAGUGUUCCAGCAGCUACUGUCAUGGUGGGCAAACGACCAGGUACAAUCACACCUGGUGAAGGUGCUCCUCAGAAGCCGAAGAUCCGUAAAGAGGUGAGAUCUGCUGUCCUGGAAGAUGCAGGAGUGGGUGUUACAGGAAUCACUUCACCAUCAGCCCACGGUGGUGAAAGCCAAACAUACAAGAAGGGUCCUGUUUACUUAGACACAGCAUCAGCUGUCCUGAAGGGAGAGCAACUCGCUGUUUCCAAAAUCCUACCACCAGGAUCAGUGCCAGCUCCGGUCUCAGAUGGAGCACAGCAGGCUCGCAGUAAGGAGAAAUUUGCUGCUCUGAGGAGUAAAAGCCCAGCUGUCACCGAGAUUGUUUCCAGUUUGGCCCAUGAAGGAGCUGAACCCCAGGAGGCUCCUGAAGGCCAUGGCUCAGAGCCUGCUGCUCUGGAGAGCACACACCCAGCCAGAGCUGUGUCCUCCCAAAGCACUGUCCUCCCUCAGGUCUGGGAGAGUGAAAAUCAGGAACAUCCAGAGGUGUCACUUCACAGUGAGAUGAGAUCUGUUGUGACAGCAGGUGGAAGCCGAGCAGCUGGACAGGCUGUGGCUGCUCCUUUCCCCAAGGCUGGACAUGGGGUGUUUGAGGAGGACAGGGCUGGGAUUUUGGAUAGGCUGCAGAGUGGGAGCCCAGGUGCAUUAACUGCUUCACAACCAGAAGUUGCUCCAGCUUCAGCCUAUGAACUGGAAUGUGAGGAAUAUCCAGAAGUUUAUGGUGAGGAUGGAGGCAUUGCCUUAGAAAGUGGAAGAUCCGAUGCUGGAAAAGCUGUCCCACCACUGCUCCGCGGGGAUCACGGUCAGGAGAUGUCACAUCACAGAUCGUCUUUCUACAGCGAUGAGGAGUCUGCUGUGCUGGAGGGCUUAGUGGACGAGAUGGUUUCCCUCUCUGAGGAGAUGAAUGUUUGGGCAGAGUCAGUUUCUGGAGAGAAGGAAAGCAGGAAGCACAUUUCUCCUCGCACACAUAUGUUCUACAAAGGCAGCCAAGCACACAUGGACACCUCCUUCCCUUCUGUCCAACAGGGUGGAAGAGGAGAAGUCUCCGAGCAGGAUGACCUUGCAGAACCCUACCUUGCCCUGAGUGAGGAGCCAGGAGUCCUGGAAGGGCAGGGAGCACGGAUAGUUCCUCAUGAAUGUGAGCAACUAGAGGACUUGGCAUUUGAGACCCCCCCUUCCAGCCGAGAGAGCAUUUCCUCAACAGAGAGCUUGGACACUGGAAAAAGACCCAUCCAUGUGCCAGUGAUCAAGGACACUGGCAAACACCCUGAAGUUUCUUUGGUGAAAAUCAAAGACCUGGCAGAUGAAACACCCAGUCUUGGCAGCGGCCCUCAAAAAUUUGACAUCUCAGAGGUGGAGCCUGCCUAUUUGAAUUUCUCGGAUUUGUACGACAUAGUCUAUUUUCCAUUUGAGUUUCUGAGCUAUAAGAAGCCUUCACCCAAACCAGUUCCUAGACGGUUCAUGCUUCUUGAAAGGGCAAGGUCCCCUCCUGCAGGACAUCUCCAUAAGGAUAAAAGACUGUGCAUCAGGGAACAGGAAGACAAGAACAGGAAGAACCGCUUGGAAAUAUCUGAGGAUUCAAAGGCAACUAAUUUACUAGCCAUGGGGAAAGGGGCAGAGAACCACAAAGAAAUGUAUAGCUCCCAAAAGUACUCCAGUGGAAAGCAGAAAAGCUCCUUCCACACCAAGCCUGGACUCUUUAAGCCAUAUGCAAGGUCUCACUCAGUGGAGCAGUCGGUGGAGCAGAGUCUGAAGAAGAAAGUAAAAGCUUCUGUUGCCCAUAUUUCAAGAAUCCUAAAAGGAAAGAUGUCUCCUGAGCCAGAGGAAGAGUUUGGUGAGCUGGAAAGUGAGGCAGCAGAAAAGGAGCUGUUGGUAGGGGCCGAAGGAUCUCUGAAGAGGAAAUCAGCACUGCCUUCAUUCAAGCUACCAAGCCUCAUCCCAAAGGAGAAAGCCCCAUUGUUCGUUGAGGAGCUCAUGGACCAGGCUGUGGCCGCUGGACAGUGCGUGACGCUCUCGUGCCGGACGGCAGCUCACUCCUCCCUGCACAUCAACUGGUUCAGAGAUGGGAUACCUGUCCAGAGCAGCAGCCGGAUCCUCAUCUCAUCCACACUCAAACACUUCCAGCUGUUAACGAUCCUCUCUGUUAAUGCUGAGGAUUUUGGAAUUUACACCUGUGUGGCUACAAACUCCCUGGGCUCAGCAUCCACCUCUUGUGUCAUACGGAAAGCAGAGGUUCCCCCCAGCCCUCCACCCCCUGACAUCGUUGAGGUCUACAAGGAUGGAGUACAGAUGGUUUGGAAACCUGUGGAAACCAACAUCCCUGUCCAUUACACUGUCCAGUGCAAGACUGAAGAUGGGGAGUGGACGACUCUCGCUUCUGACAUCACCGACUGCUGCUACUACGCCAGAAAUCUCCCCCAGGGGUUCAUCUACCACUUCAGGACAGCCUGCACCAACAAGGCAGGGAUGGGCCCCUACAGCAACCCCUCUACCAAAGUGAAAAUCACUGGGAAGGAUCAGAUGGAGCUUCGUGCUGCCACGCAGGAGUUCCCAUCAGCUGCUUCUGAAGACGAGAGUGAAAUGAUCACACCACCUGAGCCCUUCCCUACCUACCAGACCUACGCCUUCCAAACCGAGAUCAAAAGGGGCCGAUUCAGCAUCGUCCGGCAGUGCCGGGAGAAGGUGAGCGGCAAGACUUUGGCUGCUAAAAUCAUCCCUUACUGGCAAGAGGACAAGCAGGCUGUGCUGCUGGAGUACCAGGUGCUGAGGAAGCUUCACCACACAAACAUAGCCCAGCUGAAGGGCGCCUACGUCAGCCCACGGCACUUGGUGCUGAUCCAGGAGAUGUGUGUGGGACCAGAGCUGCUCCACUCUUUGGCGUUACGAACAUCGUACUCAGAGGUGGAGGUCCGAGACUACCUGUGGCAGAUCCUCAGUGCCACCGAGUACCUCCAUGCACACAACAUCCUGCACCUGGACCUCAGGUCUGAGAACAUGAUCAUCACUGAGCCCAACCUGCUGAAACUCCUGGAUUUUGGGAACGCACAGUUCUACACACCAGACAAAUUUAUUACCAUGGACAAAUGCUCGGACUAUGUCGAAACCAUGGCUCCAGAACUGCUGACAGAGCAAGGAGCCCUUCCCCAGACUGAUAUCUGGUCCGUCGGAAUCACAGCCUUCAUCAUGUUGAGUGCCAACUACCCCGUCAGCUCUGAUGCACCCUGUGAAUUCCUGAGAACAGCCAGGAAGGGCAAACUGAAGCUGACGCGGUGCUAUGCGGGUCUCUCCGGGGGAGCAGUGUCCUUCCUCCAGAGCACUCUGUGUGCAAACCCUUGGGGAAGGCCGUCAGCCUCCGAGUGCCUUCAGAGCCCAUGGCUCCAGGAGACAGGUUUGGACAACAGGCAGCAAGCACUGGUCACCUUCCCCACCAUCAAACUGAGGAAUUUCCUCAUGGAACGGGAAAAGAAGAGGGGACUGCUGUGCUCCAAGUAUGGCCUCAUGAUUGCACAGUGACAUGGAUGUGGUGACAGAUGGGAAUUGCCUCCCUGUGCCCUCCUGCACUGAGUGUUUGGUACCAAACCCUCCUGCCAAGCUGCUGUGCAACAGCUGAGCUGGGGGAGCUGCUCUCUGCCCGGCCCCACUGUGUUUUAUCUGUGUGUCCUGCCUGCCACGGGCUGCUUCUGUGUAUGUGUGACUCGUGGGGGGAACUGGCCCAUUGGACAGUGAAGGCAGCAAAUCCAACAGUGAACUUGUAACAUGCAGAUUUUGUACCACUAAGAGACUUUGCCACUUUGAAGCUGAGCUGCUCUUCCCUGGGGAGCAGGGACACAUCUACCCAGAGAUCCCAGAGAUGUGGUGGCAGUAUCCCUGGCAAAGGCUGAGCGUUUUAAUUCUUUAAAAAAAAUCCUCAAAUGUCACGUUCCUCUUUGAGCUUCAAACCCUGCCUUCCUCUGCAAAGGAUGGUGUUGGCUGUGUUGUUGCUUUGUUCUCAUAACCUCAGUGUUCCUUCGAGUUUCUCUGCAGUGAUUGAUGUAUCUGUUGGUUCCCUCAAUUUUCCAUACAAGCAGCAGUAAGUGGAGGCUUUCUCAGAGCUGUGUCUGGCUGUGUUUAGAGGAAGGAGAACAGAAAAACAUUUCCUAAUGCAUUACAGUUCAGUACUAGAAGUAAGGCUGUUUAUCCGGGGGCGUUCUUUCCCAACAAGUUUAACCCAUAUUGUUCCAAACCUGAAAGGUGGAGCAUCGUGACUCCUUCCCUUGCUCAGCAUGCAGAGCAGGAAUUGUCACUGAGAGCAGAGGAGCUUUCCCUGUGCUGUGGAGAGCAGACACUGACUCAAUAGAUUGUAAAACUUGAAAUGUUGAAGUAAAAUUGUCUUCACUGUGUGCUACAGGAGAGAAACCCAAGGGCUUAGGGCCAGACUCUGUGCUCAGUUCUCUGGUGGGACAGACACUGCAAUGAGGGCUGCCCCCCAGGAAACCUUUCAAGACUCUGGAUUCCAUCCAAUUUAACUUCUUUUACAAAUCCAGUCAGGUUUUUUGUUGGCACAGGCUGGUUCUUUGCUCUUGCUGAUGCACUUCGGGAUGGAAAGCUCAGUGCCAGUGAAAAACCUAUCUAAACACAAAACUUAAUUGUAGAUUAACUCACUUGGAGCUUUCACACUCUUUCAUAUAUGACUUCUUUUUUUUUUUUGCUUCUCACAACUGCAUGCAUUUGAGCAUGUCUGAGAUCUUUUAUAGACCCAACAUUGUUAGGUUAAAUAAACCAUUCUGAUGAGCAAGUAAAGCCA
Corvus hawaiiensis (hawaiian crow) is the source of this 31397-nucleotide messenger RNA. RefSeq names its product obscurin, cytoskeletal calmodulin and titin-interacting RhoGEF (gene OBSCN). The record is from RefSeq and is a predicted model, not a curated record. The coding region runs from base 185 to 30127 and encodes 9980 amino acids. The transcript has 119 exons. Lineage: Eukaryota; Metazoa; Chordata; Aves; Passeriformes; Corvidae. Gene Ontology annotation, molecular function: guanyl-nucleotide exchange factor activity; ATP binding; protein binding. Gene Ontology annotation, biological process: protein phosphorylation.